UCUCAGCCAUGAAGACACUUGUCCUUCUCUCUUCCCUUGUCCUGCUGGCUUACCUGGCCCAGGCUGAUUCCAUCCCUGAAGCAACUGGAGAGACUAAAAAUGAGGAUCAGCCUGGGGUAGAGGACCAGGAUGUGUCCAUCUCCUUUGGAGGCCCAGAAGGCUCUGCUCUUCAAGAAGCAGCCUCAAGGAAGCUCUUGACAUGCUACUGUCGAAGGCGAUCCUGCAAAAUACUGGAACGAAUCAGUGGGAUCUGCACCAGGGGUAGGAAAACCUACGUGUUCUGCUGCCGCUGA
Molecule: messenger RNA, 293 nt
Organism: Peromyscus leucopus (white-footed mouse)
Lineage: Eukaryota; Metazoa; Chordata; Mammalia; Rodentia; Cricetidae
Product: alpha-defensin 3-like
Exons: 2
Coding region: 9-293 (94 amino acids)
Biological process (GO): defense response to Gram-positive bacterium; disruption of plasma membrane integrity in another organism; cellular response to lipopolysaccharide
Cellular component (GO): extracellular matrix; extracellular region
Source: RefSeq, a predicted model, not a curated record